This is a messenger RNA of Papilio machaon (common yellow swallowtail), 876 nucleotides long. It is a transcript of the gene Dnali1, whose product is annotated as putative inner dynein arm light chain, axonemal. Gene Ontology annotation, molecular function: dynein heavy chain binding. Lineage: Eukaryota; Metazoa; Arthropoda; Insecta; Lepidoptera; Papilionidae. The record is from RefSeq and is a predicted model, not a curated record. Gene Ontology annotation, cellular component: filopodium; axoneme. The coding region runs from base 123 to 851 and encodes 242 amino acids. The transcript has 6 exons.
GGCAACAGUUAGUUGUUGCCAUAGCAACCUAUCUGUCUUAUAAACGUCGCGAAUUCCUUGUAAUAUUUUGAUUGUCAAAAUCAGAUUAUUAUAGUAAUCGUGAUAUUGUACACCUCUAAACAAUGGCAGAGAGGAUCACGACGACGGCGGAGGACACGCUAGUGCGUUACGACAACCCGGUGUUGGUUUCUAAGAAAGCUGAAGCAAUCCCUUCCCCGCGUGGAGAUGCAAUAGAGCCAUGUGUCCCUACUGAGGCCAAACGUGAGACUGAAGAAAUAUUGAACGCUAUCUUACCACCUAAGGAAUGGGAAGAAGAUGGUCAGAUAUGGACCCAAAAAAUAUCGUCGACGCCGGCGACACGUCUGGACGUAAUCAACCUGCAAGAGUUGCUGGAUACGCGGCUGCAGCAGCGGCAGGCGCGCGAGACCGGUAUCUGUCCCGUGCGCAGGCAACUCUACACGCAAUGCUUCGACGAACUCAUACGACAGGUAACAAUAAACUGCGGUGAGAGAGGUCUGUUACUGCUGCGCGUGCGCGACGAGGCUCGCAUUACAAUGGAGGCUUACCAAACCCUCUACUGCAGCUCUAUCGCAUUCGGCAUGAGGAAGGCCUUGCAGUCGGAGCAAGGAAAAUCCGACCUUUUGGACCAAGUAGCAAAGUUGGAAUCUGAACGGUCGAGUUUGGAGAAACUUUGCGCUGAGUUGAAACAGAAGACAGAACAGCUGGAGCGUCGCGCCGCAGAACUGAGAGCUGCAGAAGAGAAGAGACAUCAAGAAGAAUUACUUGCUUUGAAGAAGACAAACGCGCAACUGAAGGCUCAAUUGGAGGGAAUUAUUGCACCGAAAAAAUAAAGGCGAUGGACGUAUGGAUAUUUUU